Messenger RNA from Aphanomyces invadans, 722 nucleotides. RefSeq lists its product as hypothetical. NCBI's taxonomy places the organism in Eukaryota, Oomycota, Saprolegniomycetes, Saprolegniales, Verrucalvaceae. The transcript has a single exon. The record is from RefSeq and is a predicted model, not a curated record. Bases 16 to 597 code for a protein of 193 amino acids.
GUUCAAAAUCUCAACAUGCGAGGAUGGGGUAAGAUGCGCCGGCACUUGGCCACGCGUGCCGCUGCGCCACCCCUUCCUGUCUACGAUGCUUUCCAUGCGAUCAUCCACCAGCAAAUCAAUCUUUUGGAGCGCAUGUCGGAUGACGAGUACAUCUUUCGAUGCCCGACGCUCCACGGAACGACGGGCGGUCACAUUCGUCAUGCGCUGGAUCACCUUCGUCGCUCCGUCGACGUACCCCAAGACGGAGUCAUUCAUUAUGACAUACGAGAUCGAUUGACGCAAAUUGAGACGAAUCGCGAGGCGGCGCUAGUUGAAAUGGAUGCGAUUCAAACGUUCGCGUCGCGCGUUGCCGACACAACGUCCCUGUCGAAGGAGGUGCAAGCUGCGUUUCGGCUGUCGGCCGAAGGAGACGAAGUGGCGCUGCGAUCAACUAUUGAAAGAGAAAUGGCGUUCGCCGUCCAUCACGCGAUCCACCACCACGCUUUGAUCAAGGUCAUCAUGACCAGCCACUUUCCCCACGUCCCGCUGCCGCCUGCGUUUGGCGUUGCGCCAUCGACUGUUCAUUACGAGGCUCACCUGGCCAAGCCGGUGCCGUGAGCGCCUCCGGCAUGCCGCAACAUUCCUCUCCUGGUCACGAUCCGCCUGCUCAAGGGAUAUAACUACACUAGUUUUGAGUGAACUUGCUUUUAAGCGCAAGAAUAAAACUACAGUGAACCCCGGAA